Molecule: messenger RNA, 4673 nt
Organism: Haliotis rubra (blacklip abalone)
Lineage: Eukaryota; Metazoa; Mollusca; Gastropoda; Lepetellida; Haliotidae
Molecular function (GO): calcium ion binding
Source: RefSeq, a predicted model, not a curated record
UGUUCAUUUCGUCGUCAAAUUUCCUCGUAACUCAAUGUCUUGAGGAGGAAAGAUUGCGAAGCGGCUGUCACUCAACACAGAGUACCCUGUCAGUCAGGCUUCACCAGCCACGCCUAUUUUACACUCGGAAUACCCAUGAGACAAAACCCGCUAGUCAACUUAAAGACGACGCUGUUGCUCGACAGUGGCAACAUGGCGGCCAAGUAUUGGCUUGGUAUUGCCAUCUGCUUGUCUGUCGUAUCCGAAUACAGCUGUCAGCGUACCUGCAGUCUGACUGCUGGCCGUCUACCAAUUUCUGUCGGAUACUGUACUGAUGAAGACGGCAACCGGAUAGCUGCAAAUCUUCAAUCCAGACUCCCCAGCCGCAGUACAUGCAGAGUUACCUGCCUUGAGGAUGCAGAGUUACGGUUCCUGAUCUGUGACGACGGGACAUGGCAUAUGACACCCAAUCUUUGCAAUGGUAUGGAGGAUGUCCAGCUGGUACCAAGACGACGUCAAAAACGUUGGCUCUGGAUACCAAUAUUAAUAAUAGGGUGGUGGGGAUCAAGACCAGGCCCUCCUCCAGACCGAUCUCCUCCAGUGGUCACCUGUCCAAUGGAUAUCCAUAAGUUCUCAGACCCAAUCCAAACAAGCACUAAGGUGUACUGGAACGACGACGAUGCGUCAGCCUACGACAACAAAGAUAGACAUGUUGCGGUAAGACGGGCGAGCAGGAAGCGGUCCGGGUACUUGUUUAGUGAAGGAAGUACACCCAUCAGCUACACAGCCAGAGACAGUGCGGGGAACAUGGGCACAUGUGUGAUGACAGUCACUGUGACAACCAUCAGAUGUUCACCUGGGCCAAGCAAGACCUUCAGGAACGGUUACUAUGUCUGCCAUCCAAGCGCCGACUUCGUCUACGGUACCAGCUGCAACUACGGCUGUUACUAUGGUUACACGAUAAAGGGUUCAAAGCGCAGAGAAUGCUGGCAAAGUGGCAAAUGGUCAACGACGUUAGAGCCGACCUGUGAAACUGUCACGUGUCCACCACAAUCCAUUGCACCUGACGCCACGUUUAUGUGCACCGAUGGCACUAACUUCAAGAGCGCAUGUUCCUACACGUGCAAAACCGGAUAUGACGUAAAACCUGGAAAGUCACGUGUCAGAGUCUGCGCAUACGAUGGUCAAUGGCGAGGUGCCGUUCCGGAAUGUGUAGAUUCAGAACCUCCAAAGUUCACCAGCUGCCCUAGCGUUGAGACUUAUUACACAGAAAGGAGCUCAUCCCUGGCUUUAGUUGACUGGGAUGUUCCCACCGCCACAGAUAACAGUCAGGAGUCCAUCACGCCUAUACAGACCUCUGGUAUAUCUAACACAGACUAUCAUCCGGUGGGUGUUUAUGAAAUCAUUUACACAGCAAAGGACAGCGCCGGAAACGAGGCCAGGGAAUGCAAGUUCAAGGUUGUGGUCAAAGAACUGAAAUGUUUCGCCCAAUACCCGCUCCCCUACAUGAGGGUGGACUGUCCCGACGGCUACCGGCACGGGUCUACCUGCAACUUCAGCUGCACCGGUAACUACAUCUUAGAAGGUGCAAAGGAGACCACGUGUGAAUUAGCCAACUCUGACAAUGGAGUAUCCUACCCGUACUGGGACAUGUCCUCACAACCCUCAUGCAGUGUGUUUGACACGUGUCGAGACUUAACGCCACCUCACAACGGAGCUUUGGCAUGUGACAUAUGGGAAGAUGGCCAUUUCUGUCAGAUGCAGUGCUCGCGUGGAACCGACCUGACAAGGUCAACAGCAUUCUACGGGAACCUAAUGGUAUGUGCGGAAUCUGGGGACUGGAAGAUCAGUCAUCGUACUAUUGAUGACCCACUACCAGCUUGUACAAUAUCUAGAAGACCAACGGACACAAUAAUGCCAGUACAUUUCUAUUACGAUGGUCAAUGCACGAAGGAAGAUGCCCAGGAGCAAAUAAAAACAAACUUCCAGGAGGUUUUCAAUCAGAGUCCUUUCCGAGAAAUUAUCGGACAGACAGGGAGGACGACUGCCAAUGUCAAGGUGACCUGCGGCUCCUCUGAUCAUGGGAAGCGAAAGCGAGAAACUCGUGUGACAGUGCAAGUUGACAUCCUCCUGGCCCUCGAUGGCGACGCGUCCAGAGAGACCUUUAAGGAGGCAGAGACAACUCUUCUGAAUCUGUACAGUCACAUUACUGAUGACAUAAAGGGCGACAACUCUAAACUGUUUCCUCAGCUCAGUCAGGAAGUCCGAGCUGAGAUGGCUAUAGGAAGGCCAACGGUUGACCUGGAGUGCCCUCCUCAUACCUUCCCAUCGUAUAAUACAUAUAGCUGCGUUGGCUGCGGUGAGGGUCUAUACUACUCCGAGGAAGACAACGGCUGUGAGGAAUGUCCUACUGGAACUUACCAACCCGAAGCUGAAGGUUCUGGGUGUGUCCAGUGUCCAGACGGAAUGACAACCUUACAAAAUAAGACUACAACCGUUGAUGGUUGUCUUCCAAUGUGUGGACUUGGUCAUUUCUCAGCAAAUGGUGUUGAGCCUUGCUCACCGUGUGGUCAAGGACAGUACGCUGACCGCCUUGGUUCUACAGAAUGUACAGCCUGCUCGGGUAGCAUGACCACGGUGUCCCAAGGCUCAGAAAGUGUCACCUCCUGUCGACCGUUUGACGUGGCUAUGUCUCCUUCUCAAGCCGCCAAUGCUCAGCUCAGAGUCGACACAGAAGAUUUUGAAAUUCAAAACGGAUUUGAACUUCGCUUUUGGCUGACGUAUCAAUCAGCAGGGGACGUCAUCUCUCUGACACAUGGAGAUAAGGGUAUCUUGUCUGUCUCCAUCAGCACUACAUACGGAAUGCAACUAGAGGUUAACGGGACAGUGCUGGAUGUGCCAGGCCUUGUCGCCAACCAGUGGUAUCAGACAGAUGUUAGCUACAUCAACCAUCAACUCUCCGUCAGUGUGGAUGGGGUUCACAGUCGCUCACAUUCUGUAUCUUUUGACGCUAACGAUGCUCAAAACAUUUUAGUUUCCAUGGGUGGUGCUGGUUUUGAAGGGGGUGUCUCCCAGCUGAACAUGUGGCGGUCCCCCCAGAGUGUCGUUUCACCACCGUCACACACGUGCUUCCUGGGAGACGUCGGAGACGUCAUCAACUGGGACGUCUUCACAUCCGCAAACCAGUCUGAAUCGUUUAUACAGAUCCCCAGUGAAUGUGACGACACAGAUGAAUGCCUAUCCUCACCUUGUAUCCAUGGAGAUUGUAACGAUGAGCUGAAUAGCUACACGUGUACCUGUCAUACUGGUUACCAAGGCGACAACUGUGACGUCAAUAUAGAUGACUGUGUGGAGAACGAGUGCACUAAUGGGGGCACGUGUGUCGACGGUGUGGUGGAAUACACGUGCAGGUGUACACCUGAGUACACAGGGCAGUACUGCGAUGCUAAUUUAGUUCACGGACAAUGGACCGGAUGGGGUAACUGGACAGAGUGUACCACGUCAUGUGGACCAGGGGAGAGAACUCGCGCCAGACGUUGUGAUAACCCACAACCACAGAAUGGCGGAGACGACUGCGAGGGUUCAGAAACAGAGGUCGGGCUCUGCAAUACAGGAGAAUGUCCAGUCUGUGCAGAAGUAAGUGCCCCUGAUCACGGUGAUCUGGAAUGCAGGGAUGUCAACAGUACAAGACUGUGUGAGCUGAAAUGUGACGACGGCUAUGACUUCGACCGACCUCCGUUGUCUGUCUAUAAGUGUGGGCAGGAGACGGGAUACGAAUGGAGUUAUGUUACUGAGGACAACCCAGAUGGACGAUUCCCCAACUGUGUCGCAAUAGAGAAUGCUGAUGAAUUAGAGGUAGAAUUCCAGGAGGAGUAUGAAGACCUGGAGUGCGUAGAUGACAACGAGGCUGACCGGAAGUCUAAGGUUUUACUGCGCGCCAGAGAAGAAACCAACUUGUUGCCUUGCAUCAACGAUAACACGUGUUAUAUCAAAGACAUACGUGUACCUGAUUGUGAUGCUCAACGACGGCGGAAGAGGGAUAUCACUUUCAUGGGAUUUAUCAUAACCCUUGGUGCUCAUCCGUCUGAAAAUGGCCUACAAACGUCAGUCGAGGGACUUCACACGGCCGUGAAUCAACUGAACUUCUCCGCGUCAGCUGGGAACUUUACAGUGAAGCUGGAUGGCAUGAACUAUUUUCUGACAGGAUCCCCGACUAUUGUCGGCAGCGCCACAUGCCGUGCUGGAUGGACCAGAGUUGAAUUCUACUGCAUUCCUUGUGGUCCUGGAACCUUCUAUAUCAAUGGCUACUGUGAACGAUGUGACAUUGGCCGCUACAGCAACAUCACGGCGGCGACAUCUUGUCAUGCAUGUCCCAAGGGCAAGUCCACACCCGGGAGGUCUUCCUUGAGUAUAGAGGAAUGUACAGGUACGAUGCAAUACACUCAGUGGUUCAUUGUGUUUACCACGUAAAUCAGUCACCCGUGAAUACAUUGGGCUUGUGAAAUAUGAAGCGUAUCUACGAUUUGCGUGCAUGCCUCAAGGAAGUAAAUAAAAAAAAUAUAAGUAAAUCGCAUGAAAUGUGCGAUCCCUACGAUUGCCUGAAAGGGAAGCAAUAAGUAGGCUGUGGCACAAGAAAUGGACAAUGCAGGAUUUGUCAGGAAAAUGUGAUUAUCACAGCACGUAGAGUAAGAGAG